UCUAGUGAGCAUCCACUGAAACACUAUGAUUUGCGGCUAACUUUAUUUGAUAGCUGUUUUACAGAUUCCUGCCAACGUCCUCAUUAUAAAAAAAUUAAAAGCCAAUUUCAGAGUAGGCUUUGCAGUACUACUGAAGACGUUUUAGAAAUAUUUUUUUAAGUGUUGCAGUGUUUGAUUUUGUCUAAUUGACGUUAAUUCGUUUUCCAAGUAAGCGAUUUCUUUAUCGAUUACGGAAGUGUGGCAGGGAGACCAAGGAAUAACGAAAGGGGACUGCGACUAACUUCAUUUAAUUGUCCCGGUGAAAAUUGUUGAACAGUUUGGAGUUUGGAGACGUAAAGAAGAAAAUUGAGCAAAAUGACUGAACAAGCGCUACCACCUCCUGUUAUGUGGGCCCAGCGGUCCGCCGUAGUGUUUCUAACGAUAUGCUUAGAAGAUGUAAAGGACCCUGAAAUCAAGUUUAGUAAAGACUCAGUAUACUUCAAAGGAACUGGUGGAGUAGAAAAGAAAUCAUAUGAAGUAACUAUUCCACUGUAUAAAGAAAUAGACCCAGAUAAAAGCAAAAGCUUCAACAGGGAAAGAUGUAUUGAACUUCUACUAGCCAAAGCACAUCCAGAUGAACCUUACUGGCCACACCUUACCUCAGACAAGAAGAAGCAUCACUGGUUGAAGUGUGACUUCAAUAAAUGGCAAGACGAAGACGAUUCUGGUGAUGAGGGCCUUGGUGGCAUGGGAGGAGGCGACUUUGAGGAGAUGAUGCGUCAGAUGGGAGGAUUAGGUACGUGAAGGACUAUUUAUUGCUACAUUAAUUUUUGUUUAUCACUUGCAUGCUAACCUUAAUUCAUUAACUUGUAAAGAGAGGGUUAUGAAUAUCUUAUGUCAUCCAUAGCAUUGUAUUUAAUACAUCCAGUUUAACUAUAAUUUUCUUUAAACAUGUUGAUACAAGAUGUAUGUGAGCAUUGUCCAAUGAUGCAAUCUAAUACACAAGUUAAGUCGAACAGUUUUGACAAUGAUAAUGCGAGCUCGUUAUUUUAAGUGUUUUUUUUUUUUGUAAUUAGCUCGCUAUUGCAAGUGUUAUUUUUUUGUAAUUCAAUGGAUGUCGAAACAUGAAGAACACAAUAGUAUUUGCUGAUUGGGCAAAAUAUAUCUCUAUAAUUUACUAUUGAUAUUCACCUUUGGGCUUUAUAUACUCUGAUAAUCACAAUUAUUGAUAAAUUAUAGUGUGUUUUAAAUUCGACCCUCACCUUUAGAAUCUCCAAAACUGUAAGAAGUAAUCAACAAAAAACGGCUUAGAAAGUUCCGAAAUCAGAAGUAUUUCCGGAGAGAGACGGAAAACCGAACAUUCCCAAAAUUGUUUUAAUUUUUCCCUAACUUCAUUUGUAGAGGGGUUUCAAAAUAAAUUGCACAUUAACUUUGUCACUUUUUCGCAUCUAGCGACGUAUCUCUUACAGUUUCAGAGAUCCAAAUGGUGAGGGUCGAAUUUGUAAACACCCUGUAUAUGUCAAGUUUCCACACAAUCAGAGGUUUUGACCAAGUUUUUUAGUAUUCGGCCCCAUUGUACGCCGCCUAGCGGUAGUAAAAUCGGAUAUCGUUGCAAUCGCGAUACAUUUCGAGAACACAGUAUUGUCUUUUUGAUGUUACAUGACAUACAUGUUACCUAUUUCUAUCAGGUUGUCUGUCUGUCUGUUAACCUUUGGCCCCUCUAUAAUUCGAAAAUAACCGUUCCGAUUUUAAAUUGUGUGGCGCUUUUGAACGGGCAAUUGGAACAUGUCCAUCCUUUUCUACAUAUACGAGUAUGUCGCUCAUAUGAUAACAAUGGAUAGCCUAUAUAAGCUGUUAUUAAUAGAAAUAUUAAUUGCUUAAUGUACGCGUUAUUAUGCUUUGUGUACUAGCAACUAUUAUUUAACAUGGAGUAUGGGCAACAACUUGUUCACUAUUUCCUUUUCUCAAUUGUUUUAGGUGGUGGUGGGGGAAAACCUAGUCUCGAUGACUUAGAUGCAGAUGACGGUGAUGAUUCAGAUAAUGAACCUAUUCCUGACUUAGAAUAACUUUAGAUUUCAUAUUUAGUCUUAACAUAACGUAAAUCUUCAGCAUUUUAUUUUGAACAUGUAUUUGAACAGCUGAUACAUGGAUUUUAUUUCUGUUUCCACCUAUAAUUUUUGUUUUCCUUAUUUUUCAAUCGUUUUCACUUUUCGAAGCAAGUGCAGACCUGCAUGCAAAUGAUAUAAUGGAAAGUUUGCAUUUGAAGUUUAAUAGAUACAAACUAUUGCAGACACCACCUUUAUGUACAACUUUCUGUUUAACUUACUAGUAGAUAAUUCGCCGAGUUGGAAACCGGUAAACGCUUUGCGUGAAAUAGGUUAUUUUUAUUCUUAGCAGUUUAAGCAAUAUCUGGCAGUCGUGUACAUUUAAACGUAACUGAUAACAUGCAAAAAUAAUGUUACUUUACAUCCAGGUCUGUACUGCUAAUCUUAUUUGGCUGAUGUGUAUAAUAUAUACAGUGUGUUCAGUCAAAUUAUUUCGAAUAAUGUCACAUCUCGCAUUCGUACAUUGUUUUAACGAAUCGAGAUUAUUUAUGCAUUGUAUGUAUAAAGGAGUUUUUUAAUUACAGGUAACAUUCUAAUAUUGUAUUAUUCAUUUUUUCCUUGGAUACCAGUAUUGUGUGCAUAGGUGAAAGCAAUAAAAAGUUACAGCAAUAAUGGAACCAAACAGUUUUUGAUUGAAUAUGCAGUAUUGCAGUCUGUUUGGAUAUGCACUUAUGCAGUCUCAUUUUGCCCUAAAUGAAGCAAAAUUAUUUGUCUUUGGUGUUCUAAAAAUUCGUCCAAAAAAGAACAGAUUUUCGCGCCUAUGUUUCAAUAGCUGCUGUCACCUAGAUACAACAGUGUCGACUGAACGUUAUGUACUAUUGCAACCUUUUAAAAUUCAGAAUAUUGCUAUCAUGUCUGAGAAGCUUCCAUUUUGCCUGCUUAGAUUCUCAGUUCAACCAUUAGCUCUUGAAAACCAGUUGUUACUAUUUCUUCAAUCACAACGUGAAAGUUUUGAAAAAACCUGCCGUCCUAUUCUGACUGAAUCGUAAUUCAUCAAAACUAGUAUCGUUGUAGAUACUCUUUGACUUGUGACGGCUUAUGCCUAAAAAAUAAUCGUUGUUGAAUGCAUUUUAGGCACAGGUGAUGGCCAACCAGUUUUGGAUGAUGCUGGAGAUGGCGACGAUCCGGAUUCUGAUGACGAAAAACCUUUUCCAGACUUGGAAUAAAUUCAGAUCCAGUUCGGAUAUACUUCCAAUAUUUUGUAAUUUGUUACUUGCUUAGUUAUAUCUGAUACACUAAAUAUUUGGUUUAGAGAGUGUUGUUUUCUAUUAGCGCAUUAUCUAUGUAAUCAUACCCUUCAUAAUGGUCCAAACUGAGCUACUUAACUGUCGCAUGCUGGUAUUGUGACUUGUGACAGAAUAUCUGCAUUGCGUCAGCUUGACAUAAAAAGGUUAGAUGUAGCUCAACUUAGGCACUGUUCUCACCAAAAGCAACUCGAUUUCGACAUGCGAAUGUCAUUGUGACACGCUAUCCAAAGUUCCUGUCAUAUGCUUGAAAACACGUUGAUUAUUUUUCAAAAGUACUUCUUCGUCUCGUUUCUGUGUUUUUCGAAGUGAUUCGGCUGGUGCAGCAAUGUUGAAAAAUUUCCAAAACCCGUAUUAACUAACCUGUGACAUAUACAUUCAUUUCAUGCUUACUUAUAGGCGCGGAAUGAGCUAACGGCACAUUAUCAGUUACCUAGUGCACAAGUUGAAAUUUUACUGAUUUAUUUGGAAUUAUGUAGUUUUUUACGCAAUAACCCUGCAGAAGACCUACAGUU
This is a messenger RNA of Acanthoscelides obtectus, 3843 nucleotides long. The record is from the annotation of a GenBank genome assembly. Lineage: Eukaryota; Metazoa; Arthropoda; Insecta; Coleoptera; Chrysomelidae.